Messenger RNA from Xenopus tropicalis (tropical clawed frog), 3288 nucleotides. RefSeq names its product HAUS augmin like complex subunit 3 gene 1 (gene haus3). Gene Ontology annotation, cellular component: HAUS complex; spindle. The transcript has 5 exons. Gene Ontology annotation, biological process: spindle assembly. The record is from RefSeq and is a predicted model, not a curated record. Lineage: Eukaryota; Metazoa; Chordata; Amphibia; Anura; Pipidae. Bases 206 to 1999 code for a protein of 597 amino acids.
UACCGAACCUCAUGUGCAGCAGGGAAACAAUGAGAGAACACGGGCCUUUUGGCCGUUCUGAGCUUCCGUACAGAAGGGGGCGAGUCAGGGCGGAAGUCUCUCCACUGCGGUAUGGGCAAUCGCGGGAAAGACAAAAAACAAACCAGGUUGGACCGAAAACAGUGGAAUACGCCUCAUCGACAGCGCUUGGAUUUGACUCCUAAUCAUGAGUGGCGGGGACCGGUUUGUCCAAACACUAAAAAAACUAAAUUAUCCCAAAGCAGCCCAGCUCGAUGGGGAGGAUUUUGAUUGGCUGUUUGAAGCUGCUGAUUUUAAACCUUUCCUAGACUGGUUUUGUUCUACCACAAGUGAACAGAAUGUGAUGUCUGAGGAAAAACUGCAAGCUUUUAACACACUGAAGGAGUCAGGAAAACCUAUACUGGAUGGAAAGGCCUUAGAUGAAGUACUAAAGACAGUCUCCAGAUCAAAAGCACCUGCUAUAGAAGAAGUGGCCAUAGAGAAACUGGAGGAAGAACUACAAGCUUUGCAGAAUGUAACAAGUCUACAUCUUAGGAGACGGAAUAAGCUUCAGAUGGUGGCGUCCAGCAACAGCCAAACAUGCUUGAAAUCCAAAGAUAAGGAAGAAGAGGAUGGCAGAGCUCUCCACGAAGUACUACGUCUCCUUCAGGUCACAAACAAGAAGCUGAAUCAUGAGCUGCAGAGUGUUGUUGAUGGUGUCCAGAUGCUAAUGUCCUUCUUUGCCGUUCCCGAAGCAGUCGGUGAGCUGUCACAUCAGCCCAUAUUCCUGUCUCAGGUCCUCCUUGAUAAGUACCUGUCACUUGAGGAACAAAGCACGGCUGCACUUGCCUCUUUUACCAAGGAACAUUUUUUUGAGGGCAUGUCUAAAUUAGUUGAAGGCUCUGACAAGGACUUCCAGCUGGUUCAACUGAAUGUGAAUGGCUCAGGGGAAGAUGACACACUUGAGGACAAGUGCAAAGAGAUGAUGAGACUUCAGUUGACGUAUAUUUGUGCCAAGCACAAGCUGAUCGAAAUGAAGGCUAAAAGUGGAAGUUUGAAAGUCGGCCUACAGUGGGCGGAAAAUAAUGCCUGUGCCAUGCAGGAUAAGUCAUCUCGGAAAGAAGAGAACCUCAAAGCAAGAAUCACAAGUUUAAAAAAUGAGACUUUACAAAUUGAGAAGCACAUGGAUACAAUUACCAGCGAGAAGCUUCCUGGCUUGGUGCGGGAGAAUGCCCAGCUGUUAAAUAUGCCUGUUGUGAAGGGAGACUAUGACCUACAGAUGGCACAUCAGACCCUGUGUUCCUCUAGACAAGACCUGGUGUGUGACCACCUUAUGAAGCAGAAGGCUGCCUUUGAACUCCUUCAGCUCGGAUAUGAGCUGGAACUGCAGAAGCACAGAACUGUGUAUCGGGAGCUAGGAAGCAUCAUACAAGGACUACAGGAAAGCAGCAAUAAACUGGAGGAAAGGUUAACGAUGAUAUCCAACGUAGACUUGCUGUCCUCCUCCAAACCCCGAAGCAAUAUUGAUUCUAAGGAUUUAGCUUCCCAUAGAUUGUACCAGCUGCUGGAUGGAGACAACACUCAGAAACUGUUCAGAACAUACGAUGGUUUGGAAUCGGUGGCCCAGAAGUUAACCCAAGACAUUGCUUGCCUGAGGGAUCAGCUGGAGGUUUCUGAGCAAGAGCAUUCCCUUCUGUUUUCCACUCUGGACUCAGAUCUGAAGGAACUCCACAACUUUAUGUAUCCUGAAGGAAACGCCCUAUUGUUAACCACCCCGGAGCUUUCAGGUCAGUUUCAUGAGUUCGAGUCCCAGUUGGAGAAACUAAACCGCAUCACAGUGGAAAUCCUGGGAGAUGUGCAGCUGAAGAGGAAGAUACUGGAGUGCAAUAAGCUGCAGCAGAUAGAGAAGCAGUUGUAUGUGUAUUUCUUUCAAAAUGAGGAGCAUCUCAAGAGCAUUGUGGGGAAACUGGAGGCCCAGACAGGCGGCGGUACUUCUGCAUAAAGUCCACUAAUCAGCAGCUGAAACCCAGUGAACUCUAUCAGGUCCCAGAUUGAUUUUUAAUGAAGUUUAUAGGUUUUUUUGUUUGUUUUUUUUAACCCUCAUAUAUUUAUUGAUGUAAAUAGGAUUGCCCUGUGAUACUGGUAAUGCGGUAUUAGAGGCUCCAUAACAAUUUUUUUUAUAGCAUUUUAAUCUACACUGCUCACAGUUUAUAGAAUAUUUUAUUUUUCAGAAGCUCUGCUAACACGUGGGGUUAGGGUUAACAAUGAAAGUGACCUUUUUUUAAUUCAUUUCUUUUAGUUUAAAAGUAAACAUUUUUCUUGGAGAAAUGAGAUCAGCAGAUUAAGUGAAUGUGUAUUUAUCCAUUAUAUCUAUAACAUGGGCAGUAUUUGUACUACUGCCAGUUCCUUCACUGUCUGGUUGCUGUUCCAUGCAUGCAGCUAAAGAAGUAAGGGAUCCAGAAGGUAAGAAAAGAUUGCGUGGGUCAGAACUUUUACUCUGCUGACCUGCUGUAUAUGAGAAAGUGUACAGUAGCCCUAUGAAGUAGCAGUAACCAGUACAGAUAAAAUGAAUACAGCUCCACCGAAUGCAGGCAAUGUUGUAUUCAUGGGGUAUAUGCAGCUCUCCAGAGGCCUGUGGUAAUUCUGUGUAUGAACAUGCCAGUUUGCCCCUUUUUUUAAACUUUGCACCCUAUGGGUCACUUAGUAAAUUACCGCUUAAAAUUCGAUAUAGAUAUACAAGUAAUGUCCAGAUCACAAGCCAGCAGCAGCUGUUACAACAGUGAGCUCUGGCUGAGGAUGCUGGGAAAUGUGUAUGCAUUUACUAUAAAUAUAGAACAAAUGUUUCACGGCACCAAAGGAGCAUUUGCUCAUAGCUGCUAAUAAAAUUAAAUGUAAGUAUAAAAUAGGGUUAUCUAUGUAAAUGCACGUUUCUAGGCCACCAUGCACUUAGGCGCCAGGUUCCAGGCCUGACCUUAUUACGUUCCCAAGCAGUUAAUGAGAAACCGAUGAAGCAGCGACCGACGACCUCCAGCACUUCCCUGAAAUCUUCCAGUAUGUGGAACCGUCGGAUGGUUUCUCGUAAAACGGGAUUCUGUGCUGUGAGGCUUCUUGUAAACCUUCCUCAGCUCAUAAAAUGGAAUCGGCAGGGGGGUCUGAACGUGCAGGGAAAGCGUUAUUUAGAAACAAGCAUGGAAUGGAAAAAUCAAGGGUAAUUGUCAGGCUUAUUCUAAUGGGAGAGCCCCGAGGCACAGUGUAACUGCAGCUCCUUCCAAUAAAUCUUAUUAUCUGAAA